Messenger RNA from Penicillium atrosanguineum, 486 nucleotides. Its product is annotated as RpiB/LacA/LacB family sugar-phosphate isomerase. The transcript has a single exon. NCBI's taxonomy places the organism in Eukaryota, Fungi, Ascomycota, Eurotiomycetes, Eurotiales, Aspergillaceae. The coding region runs from base 1 to 486 and encodes 161 amino acids. Gene Ontology annotation, cellular component: intracellular anatomical structure. Gene Ontology annotation, biological process: carbohydrate metabolic process. The record is from RefSeq and is a predicted model, not a curated record. Gene Ontology annotation, molecular function: isomerase activity.
AUGUCUGACUUGAAGCCACUCCGUCUCGUGAUGGCCUGCGAUGAGGCCGGUGUUCCUUACAAGGAUGCCAUCAAGGCCCUUCUCGAGAAGAACCCUUUGGUCGAGUCCAUCACCGACGUCGGUGUCAACUCUGCUUCCGACAAGACCGCCUAUCCCCACCCCGCUGUCGAGGGUGCCAAGCUCAUCAAGGAUGGCAAGGCUGACCGCGGUCUCUUCAUCUGCGGUACCGGUCUCGGUGUUGCCAUUGCCGCCAACAAGGUGCCCGGUAUCCGCGCCGUCACUGCCCACGAUCCCUUCUCCGUCGAGCGCGCCAUUCUGAGCAACGACGCCCAGGUCCUCUGCAUGGGCCAGCGUGUUAUCGGCAUUGAGCUCGCCAAGAAGCUGGUCGGCGACUGGCUCAAGUACCGCUUCGACCCCAAGAGUGCCUCGGCCGCCAAGGUCCAGGCCAUCUCUGACUAUGAGACCAAGUUCGCCGGCUCUGCUUAA